Molecule: messenger RNA, 2840 nt
Organism: Labeo rohita (rohu)
Lineage: Eukaryota; Metazoa; Chordata; Actinopteri; Cypriniformes; Cyprinidae
Gene: acox1
Product: acyl-CoA oxidase 1, palmitoyl
Exons: 14
Coding region: 124-2106 (660 amino acids)
Biological process (GO): very long-chain fatty acid metabolic process; lipid homeostasis; fatty acid beta-oxidation using acyl-CoA oxidase
Cellular component (GO): peroxisome
Molecular function (GO): FAD binding; fatty acid binding
Source: RefSeq, a predicted model, not a curated record
UCGCCCACCUUCAAGGAAGUAACAAACCCCAAUAGUAGGCCAGAGUUGAAACGUAAUAUAAUAUCAAUAAAAGCACACGAAGCAGAAGGCACAUCGUCCAGAAGGAAGUCCAACAGAACAGCCAUGAAUCCUGAUAUUAGCCGUGAACGUGAAAAUGCAUCUUUUAACCCGGAGAUCCUUACGAACAUACUGGAUGGUGGUGCAGAAAAGACACGCAGGAGGAGAGAAAUAGAGUCUCUAGUUAUUGGUGAUCCAGACUUCCAGCAUGAAGACCUGAACUUCCUCUCCCGCAGUGAGAGAUAUGAUGCAGCAGUGCGGAAGAGUGCUCAGAUGAUUCUGAAGCUUAGAGAGUAUGGCAUCUCUGAUCCAGAGGAGAUCUACUCCUACAAGAGCUGUGUGCACCGGGGGCGUCCAGAGCCCCUUGACCUGCACUUGGGCAUGUUCCUGCCGACGCUGUUGAACCAAUCCUCACCUGCACAACUGGAAGCUUUCUUCAUGCCGGCAUGGAACUUGGAGAUUAUUGGCACCUACGCGCAGACUGAGAUGGGGCACGGUACACACAUUCGUGGUCUUGAAACCACUGCUACUUAUGACCCUUCCACCCAAGAGUUUGUUUUGAACAGUCCAACAAUCUCCUCUAUUAAAUGGUGGCCAGGUGGAUUGGGUAAAACCUCAAAUCAUGCUAUAGUUCUGGCUCAGCUGUACACUCAGGGCAAGUGUCAUGGCCUGCAUGCCUUUAUCACACCCAUUCGCUGUAUGAAGACACACAUGCCACUGCCAGGUGUAGUGGUCGGUGAUAUUGGCCCCAAAUUUGGUUUUGAUGAGGUAGAUAAUGGCUACUUGAAACUGGAAAAUGUCAGGAUUCCACGUGAGAAUAUGCUGAUGAAGUAUGCCAAGGUUGAGCCAGAUGGUACGUAUGUGAGGCCUCCUAGUGAUAAGCUCACAUAUGGCACCAUGGUGUUUAUUCGCUCCAUGAUAGUGGGGGAGUCAGCACGAGCACUAUCCAAGUCCUGCACCAUCGCCAUUCGUUACAGUGCAGUCCGACACCAGUCUGAAUUACGCCCAGGAGAACCAGAACCACAGAUCCUGGACUAUCAGACCCAGCAGUAUAAACUCUUUCCUCUGCUGGCCGCUGCCUAUGCCUUCCACUUUGUGGGGCAAUACAUGAGUAAAACAUACCAUCGCAUCUCAGGAGACAUUAAUCAGGGUGACUUCAGUGAGAUGCCAGAGCUGCAUGCCCUAUCUGCAGGUCUGAAAGCUUUUACCACCUGGGUGGCAAAUGCAGGAAUUGAGGUUUGUCGCAUGUCAUGUGGUGGUCAUGGUUACUCCCGCUGCAGCAGUUUACCUGACAUCUAUGUCACCUUUACACCAGCCUGCACUUACAAGGGAGAGAAUACGGUUAUGAUGCUGCAGACAGCUAGGUAUUUGAUGAAGAGCUACAAACAAGCACGGGCAGGCCAGCAGUUGACUGGCACCGUUUCAUACCUGAAUGAACCUCAGAGCAGGAUACAGCCCCAUUCUGUGUCCUCACGGCCCACUGUUGUCAAUAUUAAUGACCUGGCCAGCCUUGUGGAGGCAUACAAAUUCAGAGCUGCGAAGCUAGUCGAAAUGGCAGCUAAGAACCUCCAAGCAGAGCUACAGCACAGCAGGAGCAAUGAGGACGCCUGGAACAACAGCUCCAUUGAUCUAGUCAGAGCAUCUGAUGCCCAUUGUCAUUAUGUGGUGGUGGAGCUGUUUUCUGCUAAACUUAGUGAGAUUGGGGAUACAGCUGUUCACUCUGUGCUUUGCAGUUUGGCUCUGCUUUAUGCCCUUCAUGGAGUCACACAGAACUCUGGAGACUUUUUACAGGCUGGUCUGCUAAGUGUUUCUCAGCUGGCUCAGAUUUCACAGAGGCUGAAGGGUCUUCUCUCAGAGCUGAGGCCCAAUGCAGUGGCUCUGGUUGAUGCCUUUGACUACCGUGAUGAGAUGCUUAAUUCUGCUCUGGGGAGAUAUGAUGGCAACGUCUAUGAGCACAUGUUUGAGUGGGCCAAGAAGUCGCCUUUGAACCAUACUCAGGUGCACGAGUCCCACCACAAGUACCUAAAGCCACUACGAUCCAAACUGUAAGAAGUGCCUUUAUGGGAGAAAGGGAAGAGCCUGUCCAAGAAAACUAAUACCACUAGCUCUGCUCUCCACCACCACUGGGUUUUCUGGUCAUCUACUGUAGAAAAGAAAUUUGUCAGUGAAGAGAUUCUAUUUAAUUUUUAAUGGAUAUGGUAUUCGAAUUAUUUAGAGCAGUAAGCCAUGAUUGCCUUCUCUGUGCACUUAAUGAUAAUUUCAAGUUAAACCACUUAAAUUACUUUUUAAUUGUAUAGAUUCUUGUAGUUUAUAAUAUUUUCUAGAGGAAGUAAUGUUACAGUAAACAUACCCAUGAUGCUUCAGAUUCAAAUUCAAAUUAUGAGACCAUAUUUGGAUAAUUUUCUUGGUCACGAACUUAAUGAAAUACUCAAAGUGAAUAUUGCAAUAUACAUACUCUGAAUAAUUUUUGAGUUUGAACUGAUUAUUUACUGAAUAAUGAAUAAUCUGACGGUCAGACAUCUUAGCAUCUCUUAAAAUCAUGCCUUAAGAAUCUCAGUCAGGAAUGUUUUUCUUUUCUUUUUCUUUUUCUUUUCUUUUUUUUUUUUUUGUAGCGACAAUCCAAAUCAAUGUACCGUAUUAGUAUUGUAUGCAAUAUUAGUUUUAUUGCAAUUAUUUACACCAUUUACAUAGUGACAUCAUUUGUUUGCUGAUAAUUUUUGUUUUCCACACUGUUGUUAUUUCAACUCUUUUGCUACAUUAAUAAAGGAAUAAAUCAACAUUUA